AUGCAGUUUGGCCAUAUACCUUCAAGCACAAUUCUCUCACUUUCAUCAGAUUUGGCUUCAAAUUUCCAAUAUAUUUUUGCAGGAGUUUGAGAUCGAGAAAUGGGAAGCAACAGCACCCCAGUGGCAAUGGAGAUUGGAAGUGAUGGAAUUGUUGUGAUUACUCUCUUCAAUCCACCAGUAAAUGCAUUGACACUAUCUGUGAUUGCCGAAUUGAAGAAAUGUUAUCAAGAAGCAAUGGAAAGGGAUGAUGUCAAAGGAGUAGUCUUGACUGGCAUUGGUGGAAAAUUUUGUGGUGGUCUUGACAUUGAUAUUAUGCGAAAAAUUCACAAGACAGGGGAUAUCUCAUAUCUGCCAGAUUCUUCAGUUGACCUGAUAAUGAACACAAUAGAAAAUGCCAAAAAACCUACUGUUGCUGCCAUUCAUGGAUUUGCCCUUGGUGGGGGCUUGGAAUUGGCUAUGGGAUGCAGUGCUAGAAUUGCAACUCCAAGAUCUGAACUUGCCUUACCCGAGCUGAAGUUUGGAAUAAUUCCUGGUUGUGGAGGCACUCAGCGUCUUCCCAGACUUGUUGGGGUAUCUAAAGCUGUUGAGUUAUUGAUGACAACCAAAAGUAUAACUUCUGAAGAAGGAAAGGAACUUGGCCUUAUUGAUGCUGUUGUAUCUUCUGAGGAGCUCUUAGUUGCUUCUCGUCUCUGGGCACUUGAUAUUGCAGAAGGGAGAAAAUCUCACAUCAAUACUCUUCAGAAGACCGAUAAACUUGAACCCAUCCAUAAAUCUUCUGAGAUUCUGAAAACUGCAAGACAACAUGCGAUGAAGACACAUCCAAAGUUUCCUCAUUACAUAGCAUGUCUUGAUGUUAUUGAAGAAGGGAUUAUUUCUGGAGGACUUUCAGGUGUAUUGAAGGAACGAGAGUUAUCGAGAGAGCUGGUACUGUCGAAACCUUGUAGAGGUCUUCUUCAUGUCUAUUUUGCUGAACGUGCAACUUCAAAGGUUCCCAGUGUUACCAAUAGCCAGCUUAAACCCCAAAAAGUGGAAAAAGUUGCUGUAAUUGGCGGUGGUUUAAUGGGUACUGGCAUUGCUACAGCUCUAAUUGUCAGCAAUAUACCUGUCAUACUUAAAGAAGUCAAUUAUGAAUCUGUUCAGAAGGCCUUGAAAUCAAUUGAAGUUAAUCUAAAUGGCCUAGUAACAAGAGGUGAGCUAAAGUUGGACCAAGUGAAGAAAGCAUUGUCCCUUCUAAAAGGUGUUACAGACUAUGAAGAUUUCAAAAAUGUGGAUAUGGUCAUAGAGGCUGUAUAUGAGGACCGAGAAUUGAAACAAUCAGUUUUUGAAGAAAUUGAGAAGAUUUGUCCUCCUCAUUGUAUCUUGGCAUCAAAUACAUCCACUAUUGAUCUUAAUGAAGUUGGAGCAAGGACAAAUUCCCAAGAUCGUAUUCUGGGAACACACUUAUUCAGUCCUGCUCAUGUCAUGCCUCUCUUGGAAAUCGUGCGAUCAGAAACCACUUCUAAUCAAGUAAUACUUGAUGUUUUGAAAUUUUCAAAAGUCCUUAAGAAAAUUCCUAUAGUGGUUAAGAACUGCACUGGCUUUGCUGUCAACCGAACCUUCUUCCCAUAUAUGCAAGGAGCAGAUUUGUUGGCAAAUUUGGGUGUUGAUAUAUUCAGAAUUGAUCGAGUGAUCAGUGAAUUCGGCAUGCGGAUAGGCCCUUUUCAGCUUUUUGAUUUGUCAGGAUAUGGCAUAUUUCUAGCUGGAGUAGGGCAAUUUGCUACAGCGUUUCCUGAUCGAACUUUCCAGUCUCCUUUAGUUCAACUUAUGAUUGAAAAUGGACGCACAGGUAAGAAGGAUGGAAAAGGUUUCUACCUAUAUGUGAAGGGAAAGAAGCCAGAACCCGAUACAUCUGUCUUGCAAAUCGUUGAAGAAUCUAGACGGUUUACAAAAGUUAUGCCCGGAGGAAAGUCGAUAUCUGUAACAGACCAAGAUAUCUUGGAGAUGAUGUUCUUUCCGGUCAUAAAUGAGGCGUGCCGUGUUAUUGAGGAAGGAAUAGUUAUCAGAGCUUCAGACCUUGAUAUUGCUUCUGUCCAUGGGAUGAAAUUCCCUUCAGAAACUGGAGGUAUAAUGUUCUGGGCAGAUUCAAUUGGGCCAAAGUAUAUAUACUCAAGGCUAAAGAGUUGGUACGAGGCCUAUGGUAACUUCUUCAAGCCCUCACACUUGUUGGAAGAUAGAGCUGCUAAAGGCAUUCCCUUGGGAGGGAAUUUAGAAUGAUGUAGUGUCUUUCAAUGGACACAUGUUUUUAUUGAAAUUAAGCUAUGCUAGAACGCACACAUAUUUAAACAUUUAUCUUGUAAACCACUUUUUGAAUAAUAAUACAGUAUAAUUUGAGCUAA
This is a messenger RNA of Ipomoea nil (Japanese morning glory), 2375 nucleotides long. RefSeq names its product peroxisomal fatty acid beta-oxidation multifunctional protein-like. Gene Ontology annotation, molecular function: NAD+ binding; (3S)-3-hydroxyacyl-CoA dehydrogenase (NAD+) activity. NCBI's taxonomy places the organism in Eukaryota, Viridiplantae, Streptophyta, Magnoliopsida, Solanales, Convolvulaceae. The coding region runs from base 100 to 2253 and encodes 717 amino acids. The record is from RefSeq and is a predicted model, not a curated record. Gene Ontology annotation, biological process: fatty acid beta-oxidation. The transcript is spliced from 18 exons. Gene Ontology annotation, cellular component: peroxisome.